CAACAUGGAGGCGGAGGUCGAUAAGCUGGAACUGAUGUUCCAGAAGGCUGACUCUGAUCUGGAUUACAUUCAGUACAGGCUGGAAUAUGAAAUCAAGACUAAUUAUCCUGAUUCAGCAGGCAAGAAAAAUCCUGUUACACUCUUAAAGGAAUUGUCAGCAAUAAAGUCUCGCUAUCAAACUUUGCAUGCACGCUUUAAACCAAUUGCUGUCGAGCAUAAAGAGACUAAGAGCCGCAUUUGUGCUACUUUCAAUAAGACUGUGACCUUGAUACAAGAACUACAAAAGCAAACAGACCUGAAGCUCUUACCACUGACUGAAGAAGAGAAAACUGCCGCAGAGCAAUUAAGAGCUCACAUGUCAGACUUAUGAUGAAGAAAUGGACUUGCAAAAGGGAACUCUAAUGGGGAAGAGAUCAAUUCCAGAGAGAUUUAGGAAGCUGUCUUGUUAGCAUUUGAUGACUGUUGGUGGCGGGAUGACAAAGGAGAUUUGGCUUGGGUUACUGGAUAGUGAUGCCUUCCACAAGAGAGGGGAAUACAAGAAGGGCAGAUAUUGUACUCAUAAUGUUCAGCCAAAGGGAUGGAAUGGAAAUAAAGAGUUUUAAAAAAAUAUAUGCAGGGGGCUUCCCUGGUGGCGCAGUGGUUGAGAAUCUGCCUGCCAAUGCAGGGGACACGGGUUCGAGCCCUGGUCUGGGAAGAUCCC
Molecule: messenger RNA, 700 nt
Organism: Balaenoptera musculus (blue whale)
Lineage: Eukaryota; Metazoa; Chordata; Mammalia; Artiodactyla; Balaenopteridae
Product: spindle and kinetochore-associated protein 2
Exons: 1
Coding region: 5-370 (121 amino acids)
Biological process (GO): mitotic cell cycle; cell division; chromosome segregation
Cellular component (GO): spindle microtubule; outer kinetochore
Molecular function (GO): microtubule binding
Source: RefSeq, a predicted model, not a curated record